AUGCUCUCGACUAAUAGAGGAGGAAACCCUGCUCUAACGCCGACCCUUCUCCCUUCUGACCGGCUGCCAGACCCUUCUGGCCCCUCGACAAUAGCCGAUCUACUUCUGUUGAUGAUGGAUAUGGCUUCUGUCAUCUCUUCUGUUAUGAUUAUUGAUUCUUCUUUUGUGUCUGUUCAUCAACAGGUGAACCAGAAUCUUGUGGUGAUUAAGCAGCCUGCACAGGCCACUGUGAAGGGGCAUCUCAACAUCUCUUCUCUUAUGCUAAGGCGGUCACAAGUUUGA
Linum trigynum is the source of this 282-nucleotide messenger RNA. NCBI's taxonomy places the organism in Eukaryota, Viridiplantae, Streptophyta, Magnoliopsida, Malpighiales, Linaceae. The record is from the annotation of a GenBank genome assembly.